CUAGCAUUCCGCUGUAGACUACAACAGAGAUAAGCCAACUUGCUUCUUCAUCUCCCCAGAACAAUCAAGUAUGCCUAUCUCCAUCCAGUUUCUCCGGGACCACCCCGAACAGGUGCGUGCCUCGGAAAACGGGAGAAAUUAUAACCGGCACAACAACAAUAUGCAAGAAAAAAAGUGUGUAAGAGCAACUCUGUAAUGCAGAACAUCCAACAGACUUACACUUGUCAUGCCAGACAGCCAUGAAGUCCUCUUUUCACUUGUGUUUUCCCUUACAAGCCACGCAUGACAGGUUUUCUCUGUCAUGCAGAGCAACUUUGUGAUGCUGUCAGCCAACGAAAGUUACGCUAUCACAGUUUUUUUCUUGGAUAAACAAGAAAACUACGGGAGAACUUGUCGAGCAAGAUUUCGUUUCCCAAACGUUAUAUCAUGACGCGCAGUGGCGGCCGUUGGCACGGAAAAAGGACGAUCUGAAGCACCGGGCGAACGAGCUGCAAAAGGAAAUUGCGAAGUUGAAAAAGAUGAACAAGAAGAGCAUAGUUGUGAACGGGAAGGAUGUUCUUGGUGGUACUAUAAAAACAGCAGGAACAACUUCUACAAGUGAAGAUGCUGGUUCAACAAGUGGUCCACCUCUCGAUGGUGCAAGAAUUUUUACAUCUUCCUCAUCAGCCGUUCUUGAUUGCUCUCAACAAGACCAUCAUGUGGAUGAAGUACUAGUAGGCCUUGACGUCGACGUAAGAAUCCAGGAGCGGAAGAAGGUGGUGGAGGAAAUUGAAGCGACAACAAAAGCAGAACAGGACGCGAAGGAAAACAGGGACUUCUACCUACACAAAAUCGGAAACAUCCUACACGAAGACGUGCCGAUCGGAAGGAGGAAAGCGGCGGUUUCGACAGAAAUAAAUAGUAAACCAGAACAAGCCGUCGUAGUAGAGGACUCUGUCGAGUUGUACCGGACUGACUGCAGCGAGGUCCGGCGAACCAGGAUUCGUGAAGUCGUGACAAGUUCUUGCACGACCAGGGGCCUCAUUGCAGAACAAGAUAAUGACCGCGAGAAGAUAGUAGAACCUCUUGUCGAGGAGGUGUCUUCUAUUACUAAGGCCACAGAUCAUAUUUUCAAACCUGAUGCUCUUCUGCCCCACUACGAGCUUCUGCGCAAGUUUAAAAUGGUGGACCACGUGCGGGGGGCGAAGGUUGCCGGCAGCCGGGCCUACUUCUUGACCGGACUGGGGGUGAAGUUCAACUUCGCACUGCAGCAGUACGCCAUUCAGUUUCUCACCGACAAGCAAAAGUUUGGCCGGGAUUACCAAUUGCUAGCGCCGCCGCUCUACAUGCGCGGCGAUUUGAUGGCACAGACGGCAGAACUGGAGGAUUUUGACGACCAGCUUUACAAAAUGACCACAGGAACGACAAACACUAGUACUGCUACCGCAAGUAUCGCAAGAAAAAACUGUUUCGCUGUGAACUUGUGAUGCAGAAAAUGGAACACAGAACUAUUUGUCUUGCUACACCUGCAACACAUUGCAUUUUUAAGGAUGUUUUCCCUUGGGAAGCGCGCAUGACAGACUUUCGGCGUCAUGUGUAACAAACUUGUGAUGCAGAUCUAGCAAAAUCAUCACAGUGAAACAGUUUUUUCCUGCUACCGCAAGCAGCAGCAGUACGGCGAAUGUUCCAAAGAUAAAGAAGAACGACGCGGUACACGACGAACAAGCAGGAGCACCAGAAAAUAACCCAGGAGCGGAUAACGCCGGUAGGAGCGACCCUUUGGGCGGUCGUUCUUUCACCCCCUCCGCCAGAGGAGGACCACCUGCUGGUGCAGCAACAGCUCCUGCUACAACAACAUCUUCACAUCAGGACCACCAAUCAUCUUACCUGAUUGCCACGAGUGAACAGCCGUUGUCGGCUUUCUACGCCAAUGAGCACAUCGACUCUGCAGACCUGCCGAUUCGGCUCGCGGGGGUGUCCACUUGUUUCCGCCGGGAGCAGGCUAGUCACGGCUACGACGUCAAGGGCCUGUUUCGGUUGAAUCAGUUCGACAAAGUCGAACAGUUCGGGAUUUGCCAAGCGACGUGGUCAACUACUAGCUGUGCACCAACGACGAGCAUCAGUAGUAAAACUAAAGGCGAGCAAGCGCAGCAGAGGAACAUGAAUCAGAAACAGCUGCCACCUCCCUCUUCGCCCUCAGAACAGCUCUUGCAAGAAUUUCUGCAGACGAGUGAGGAGUUCUACCGCUCGCUCGGAUUGGAUUACCGCAUAGUGGAAAUCGUUUCUGGUGCUAUGAACAACGCGGCCAGCCACAAAUUUGACCUCGAGGCCGCCUUUCCGGGGUCUGCCGCGGUUAUGGGUCGUGCUGAAAGUUAUCAAACAAAAAAAGUUCGUUACGAUCACUCAUGCGCAUUUUUGCAAUACAAAACUUUCUGUCAUGCGUAAAAAUGCAUCACAUCCAAACUUCCUGAGGGAUUUCCCUAGUGUUUCUGCAAUACAGGGGAAAGUUGUGAUGCUAAAAAAAUUUGUAAUGCAAAGCCCGCAAGUUAGUGACAGUGACAAACUUUUUUCUCUCCAUAGAAAUGUAGCAACCGGUAGUGCGGACCAGUACGAUAAAAAGCAUCAUCUUUACCGCGAACUCGUUUCGUGCUCUAACUGUACCGACUACCAGAGCCGAGCGCUGAAUGUCACCACAACAGUGAUCUUCCAAAAUCACGAGCAGGAAGCUAGUCUUGUCGGGCCGCAGGAGGAUUGUUCUGGUGGUUCUUCAGCAACGGAAAGAAGAGAAGUAGAGGCGAAAGAGAACAAAGAGAAGCACGGUCUUCAAAAGGACAAUAUUCAUCAAGGUAGUUCAAAUGAUGGUGUUGAUCACGUCCACGGCAGCGCUGAGAAGAUUAUAAAGCCGGGGAAUAAAAAGAUAAAUUCGUCAAAUCCAGCACCUGCGAACAACAAAAAGCCGAAGAAGGAGAAGCAAUUUGUGCAUUUUGUAAAUGCGACGCUGUGCGCCACACAGCGGACGUUGUGCUGUUUGUUGGAAAAUUACCAAACGAAAGACGGCGUUGUAUCGUAAGGAAAAAUCCCCCCUCCCCAUAUUGAAAACAUGUCCUUCCGAAAAUUUGUAAUGCAGAUUUGUGACCACAAAUCCUGUCUGUCUUGCCAGAAGGCAAAUCCAGAGAGUCCGCCGCGAUAUGGAGGCGGUUUGUAAUGCUGCAAGGCCUACAGGGUAGACGUCUGCCAUGCUAGGCCCCUACACCAAAAGGCCUUCCCUUAGGCUUGCUGUCUGCGUGCAAUGCUUUCCUGCAGUACAAAGCUGAUUUGUGUACUCAAAUCCAGCAUCAGAAAUUUCGUUUUGAUAUGGUGAGGGGGGAUUUUUCCUUUUGAUACGUUGUAGUGCCGGAAGUGCUGAAGCCGUAUCUGGACGGAAAAGACUUCUUUCCGUUUGCAGUGCCAUGAGUUACUACGAAGAUGAAAAGUAUACAUAGCAGGAGGAAAACCAAAACGCAAUAAAGUCACCGGACGUUUUUGCUCCGCAGGUAGGAAACGUCACUCAAAAGUCUUACGCUGUCUUUCCUGUGGUGGGGUGAUAAAGCGCAUUUUUCCCCAAAAUCGUGUAUAAUAGAAACAAUUGAAAUGGAA
Messenger RNA from Amoebophrya sp. A120, 3615 nucleotides. The record is from the annotation of a GenBank genome assembly. Lineage: Eukaryota; Dinophyceae; Syndiniales; Amoebophryaceae.